AUGCCAGGGGCCCGCCUGCAGGCGCCUGCCGCCCCAGAUGACGGCGCCCCUCAUCAAGGCUCGUCCUGCGCCCAAGGCGCGCGAGCACCUUCUGGUUUCCAGUCCCCGCCGCCGACGCUCAUGGGCGGGCCGAGCUCCGCGAAGGGCAAGAGAGGGCGCUGGCUGGGCUCCCUGAAGCCGCCGCGGACCUCGAAGAGGGAACCCGGCGCUGCGGUCGUCACGAUGGGUGACAUCCGCAACGCCGGGUCCGCGGAGAAGGCGGCGCUGGCGAAGCGGUGCCUGCGCGACCUCGCGAGGGGCGCCGCCUCCGUCUCCGUGCCGGGCUCGGGGCUCGGGGACUCCUUCGGCGUGCAGCUGGCGGAGGUGCUCUGCGCCAGCGGCGGGCAGCCGUCCCCGGUCAAGAUGCUGGAGCUCGAGCGCAACAUGCUCGGGGAGCCGACCGCGAGGGGCCUGGGCCGGGCGCUGGCCAGCGCGAGCUCCCGGCUCCAGGUCCUCGAGCUCGGGUCCAACGCCCUCGGCGACGGCGGCGCCCGCGCCCUGGCGGACGGCCUCCAGGCGAGCGGCUGCCUCCAGCAGCUCGACGUCCACAGCAACGGCAUCGGCCCGCUCGGCGCCGAGCACCUGGCCGGGGCGCUGGCGGGGCACCAGCACGUGAGGGCCCUCCACCUCGGCGAGAACCGCAUCGGCCCGAACGGCGCGCGGAUGCUCAUCCCGAAUCCCUGGAGCUGA
Molecule: messenger RNA, 729 nt
Organism: Prorocentrum cordatum
Lineage: Eukaryota; Dinophyceae; Prorocentrales; Prorocentraceae
Source: the annotation of a GenBank genome assembly